Boleophthalmus pectinirostris (great blue-spotted mudskipper) is the source of this 771-nucleotide messenger RNA. Its product is annotated as coiled-coil domain-containing protein 141-like. The transcript has 4 exons. The record is from RefSeq and is a predicted model, not a curated record. The coding region runs from base 202 to 771 and encodes 189 amino acids. NCBI's taxonomy places the organism in Eukaryota, Metazoa, Chordata, Actinopteri, Gobiiformes, Gobiidae.
GAAACGUGCUCCAGGUAUCGUGUUCGGCCGCUCCGCUCCUCUCGUGCUGUAGGGGGCUUCAUCUGAGUACCACCUACACCUGCACAGCGCUUGAAAAAUAUAUGAUGGAAGUCAAGCUGUGAUUCGAAUUUGCGUAUUUCAUCAAGAAGAAACAACCACCGCUAGACACUUUCACAGCCAGAACAGAUAUCGCCCAUAUCCAUGACUGUGGGAAGGAGAGAGGAGACAUGCAAGGAGCCAAGGGAGGAAGGAAGUGAAGGAGACAUGAAGAGGCCUUUGUCGAUCACUGCUCUCAGCACCAUCGCCGUUCAGUCUGGACAAACGCAAAUAGUCGUAUCUGUGCUCAAGAGUGGCUCCUCUGUGCACCUCCAGUUGGUUCAUGUUGAGCCAGGACUGUGUGAGAUUGGGUCAAACCAAGAGGACAACCAGACCCUGAUACAUGAACAGAAACAGCUGCUGGGAAAGCUGCAGAAACAUGAGGGCGAGGUGCUGUCAUCUGUUCAGAAGAAGCGUGAGGAGCAGCGCAGACAGAAGCAGGACAUAUGGACGUGUGGAGAGAGGAGAACACAGGAAGAGGAGGAGAAAGAGGAGGGAGUGUACCGGGCCAUGGAGAACUCUCUGAGGGAGGGCUGGGUUCUGCUGCUGCGGCUGCUAGACAAACGGCUCCACGCUCUGACCCUGGCUGCAGACUUCUACCACACAGUUCAUGAGGUAAAUGGAGAACUUUUGUCACAUUUCACUGGCGGCAUUGACAUAAUCCUGUUAAGGUGA